Molecule: messenger RNA, 890 nt
Organism: Rubroshorea leprosula
Lineage: Eukaryota; Viridiplantae; Streptophyta; Magnoliopsida; Malvales; Dipterocarpaceae
Source: the annotation of a GenBank genome assembly
UUAUUUCUUCCAUAACCAAUAAUCGAAAUGGGAAAUAUUGUUUCUCCAUGUGUUGGACACAAUUCAAGAUCUUCUUCAUCGAUCAAGCUCAUCUUCUGGGAAGGACCAACGAGGAUUCUAACGGGAAGACACAUCGCCGGAGAGAUCAUGUCUGAGUUCCCCGACAGAAUGGUAUGUCAUGCAGACUCGUUCUUCAUCGGACACGCCAUCCCAGCCCUAGCCAUAGACGAUGAACUCAUGCCGGGCCAAACUUACUUCGUCCUUCCUAUCGACCGCUUUGCAUGCAAUGUCUUGACGGCGUCUUCUCUUGUCUCCUUCAGCUCCAGCCCUAAGCCUGCCCCUAUAAACUUCGGUGACUGCCCUUUUGAGUACAUUAAAGGGGAGAACGGUAGGGUUAUGAUGAAGGUGGUGCCGGAGUUUAUAACAAGGCUUAUAAGUAGAGGAAAUGAAGAAGAAGGCAGCAAUUCCGGUGGCGAUGGUUUUCUUUGUAGUACGCCGGAGUUGAGGAAGCAUUACGAGCAAUUGGUAGGGUCUAAAGAGCAAGUUUGGUCUCCCAAACUGGAGACCAUUUCAGAGCAUAAAAUUAGGUUUUCGCCUUGCAGGUUCUUAGGGUUGGAGUCGAAACAGAAGGAGGCUGGGUACCACUAAAUUGAUGAUUAAUUAGUAUUAAUUAGUAAUUAAUGCUAUUAUUAAUUUAUGAAUUUUGAUGCUUCUUCAAUGUUAUACGCCUAGUUUUUUUUUUUUUCUUACUACUAGGGAAAUUGGGAGAAGGGAAGGGAAAGGAAGCAAGGGUUUGAACUCCAGUAAUAUGAGCCACACGAGCCAUGCACUAGAAUUUGUUAUAUGUCUAGUUGUUACUCUUAGAAUUUGUAUAAAAACAUAUAUAUAAU